AUGGCGCCGCGCAACCGGCUAGACGCGCCAGCGGCGGCCCUCAACCCAGAGAGAUCAGACAAGGAGAUCUUCCUCGAUAGAUUCGCGGAUAGUCCAGUCGGUGGCACAAAGCUAUACCACUUCCUUCGGUCAUACCCUGCGAUCGUCUACUUUCCUUCCCGUCAAGAGACAGAGCGCCUCGCUCAACACAAGGUCAACGAGAUCUUCGACGCAUUUGAGAACGUGCAUUAUAUCCUUGAGCGACACGAAGACACGAUUCGUAAGAGAUGGUGCAAGAAAAGUACAGCGAAGAAGAAGAAGCUUCUCCUUACGGCGCAGCCGGAAAUGGCAAGCGAGCAUCGCCCUGAUCUCGCCGUGGAUUUGGCAGUAAGUACGGACCCUCUCAAUCUCAAUGGAGAUCAGCCACGCACGAUCCCCGUCUGUACGGCCAGAAACAGCGAAGCUUGUCUGGUGCCCUUCUUGAACCUCGAAGACCUUCUCCAGCAGGGUACCUUUCUUACGUUUCUCAACUCCCGUGGCCAUACCCCAGUCGAAUCUUUCAGCCAGACUGAACUCCUCAAUUGUCCGAUCGCCCGAUGGCCAGACAAGGUUCUCCGUCCUCGUCUGCACAGAUUCACGAUGAUCUUCGCUGGAUGUAACAAGCGGAACUCCUAUGGUCAGAUGAAGCGCUGGAGAGACCCGCAAGAUGCUCGGUAG
This is a messenger RNA of Alternaria ethzedia, 696 nucleotides long. RefSeq lists its product as uncharacterized. The transcript has a single exon. The coding region runs from base 1 to 696 and encodes 231 amino acids. NCBI's taxonomy places the organism in Eukaryota, Fungi, Ascomycota, Dothideomycetes, Pleosporales, Pleosporaceae. The record is from RefSeq and is a predicted model, not a curated record.